Ostrinia nubilalis (European corn borer) is the source of this 1519-nucleotide messenger RNA. RefSeq names its product pyridine nucleotide-disulfide oxidoreductase domain-containing protein 1 (gene Pyroxd1). The coding region runs from base 54 to 1475 and encodes 473 amino acids. The transcript has a single exon. Lineage: Eukaryota; Metazoa; Arthropoda; Insecta; Lepidoptera; Crambidae. Gene Ontology annotation, molecular function: oxidoreductase activity; flavin adenine dinucleotide binding. The record is from RefSeq and is a predicted model, not a curated record.
AAACAUUAUUAUUUUGAACAAGUUCAUCGCCAUCAACAGAAUAAAAGAGCAAAAUGACCCAUUUAAAUACGGUUUAUUUAGUGGUUGGAGGUGGUAUAGCUGGAGUGACUUGUGUUGAAUCUUUAGCUAUUUUACAUCCAGAGGAAAGUCUGGUCCUGAUAACUGCAUCAUCCCUGGUAAAAAAUGUCAGUAAUGUGAGUUUUUUCGCCAAGACGAUAGUCAAGUUUGACGUUAAUGAAACUGAGGCAAGUUCUCUCCAAAAGAUUCAUCCAAACUUAAGAAUUGUGUAUGAUUCUCUCAAGCAAAUAGACACCAAAAAUAAAAUAGCAAUUACUGAUGGUGCUGUAGAAGUGAGAUAUAAUGUAAUAUGCAUUUGUACUGGUGGUAUACCAAGACUUAUAUCAGAUUCAAGUAAAUCUAAGAGAAUAUUAGGCAUAAGAGAUACUGAAUCUGUGCAAGAAUUUCAAGAAAGGUUAAAACAUGGCAGACGUAUGGUUAUUGUUGGUAAUGGCGGUAUUGCAUCAGAAAUAGUGCAUGCUACUAGAGGUAUCCAAAAAAUUUGGGUGAUAAGAGAUGAUUACAUUUCUGCUACUUUUGUAGACCCAGGAGCUGCAGAAUUUUUCCAAGAUUCCUUCAAACAUACAGCGACUGAAGAUGGCACUAAUAAAAAUACAAUUUUACGUCGUCAUGUGUUUACAGAAGAAGACACUGUAGUUUCGCUUAACAAAAAUCUCAAAUCAGCUGCAUUGGGCCCAGAUUGGUAUAGAAAACUAGAAAAUAUAAGGAAUGACCAUGGAGAACAAGAAUUAGAAAUUAUUUACAAAGUAGAAGUUAAAUCUGUACUUGAAAAUGAUUCAGAAUAUCCUCUAAGAAUAGAGCUUACCAAUGGGAAAGUCAUAGAUUGUGAUUUUGUUAUAUCAGCUACAGGGGUUGAGCCAACUGUAAAUUUUACAUGGGAUCAGGAGCCUCAAAAGGGUCCAGAUGGAGGUUUAUCUGUUAAUGAAUUCCAAGAAACUACUGUGCGAGAUGUGUUUGCUGCUGGUGAUGUAGCAUACGCUGCGUGGGAGCAUGCUCCUCAUUGGUUCCAAUUGAGGCUAUGGACACAAGCGAGAAAUAUGGCUGGAAUGGCAGCAAAGGCAAUGCAUGCUAGAAUCACCAACCAAGAAGUUCUACAAGACUUUUGCUUCGAGCUAUUUACACAUUGUACCAGUUUAUUUGGAUACCGAGUUGUAUUAUUAGGAAAAUAUAAUGGACAGGGAUUAGGAAAUGAUUAUGAAAUUUUACUAAGGUAUACACCCCGAGUAGAGUACAUUAAGUUUGUUCUUCAGAAUGGAAGAUUACAAGGAGCAAUAUUAAUUGGUGAAACUGAUUUAGAAGAGAUGUGUGAAAACUUAAUUCUUGAUCAAAUAGAUUUGACACCAUUUGGUGACGAUAUUUUAAAUCCUGACAUAGAUAUUGAUGAUUAUUUCGAUUGAGGUCUUUUCUGUUAACUUUGUAUUAAAAACUAAGUGCAAAGAUG